Molecule: messenger RNA, 2886 nt
Organism: Astyanax mexicanus (Mexican tetra)
Lineage: Eukaryota; Metazoa; Chordata; Actinopteri; Characiformes; Acestrorhamphidae
Gene: fam234a
Product: family with sequence similarity 234 member A
Exons: 12
Coding region: 150-1823 (557 amino acids)
Molecular function (GO): protein binding
Source: RefSeq, a predicted model, not a curated record
GUGUGGUUUGUCCCUGAGGGCGCCCCGUCGUCGUUAGCCGGGGAUGCUAAGCUAACAGCAGUAUGGUGCUGUAAACGCUCAGCCUGACACUCAGAUCAGCUGCUCCCGAUCCUACAGCUGGAAAAACACCGUUAAACUCUCAGCACGAGAUGUCUGACUCUGCGGAGCGGCCGGCGGAGGCGGAGCCCCUGAAAGGUGAGCAGGUGGAGGGGGCGUGUAAGGAGAAGAAGGUGUGCUGUGGGCGGCUGAAUAAACUCUCCGGUUGGCGGACGGCCGCAUUCCUCCUGUCUCUCUUCAUCUGUCUCACCGUCGUCUUCGCCUUCUCCUUCAUCCUGCCCUGUCCUGUCCGCCCGCAGUACCUGCGCACCUGGAACCGCACCCUGCCCAGCGCAGCUACGUAUGAUUUCCUGGCGAUGGGAGACGCCAACAAAGACAAAGUGGAGGACGUUUUCUUCAUGUAUAAAAGUGUGGAGGGCAGCAUGAACAACACCUGCACUAGAGAAGGACUGCUCCCCCCCUGCCUGUUCCUGCUGGCAGUCGACGGUACCGACGGCGAGACGCUGUGGGAGCGGCCUUUAGCGGCUGAAUUUGAUUGGGUGCAGUGUGGAGUGGGCGGAGACGAAGGGAAAGGAAAAACCUGUCUGGUGGCUCACGCUGACAACUUCACAGCCAUCAACACACACACAGGUGUGAUUUCGUGGCAGAGACACCGCUCUCCCGUUAUUAACGGGAAUCUCCCGGUCAUCACUCUGCCUGAUCUGAACGGUGACGGAGUCGCCGACUUCGCUGUGUUCUCAUAUAACCGUCCACCAAUGGCUCACACACCUAUUCCGACAGAGCUGGUGUUUUUCUCAGGUAAAUCGGGGAAUGUGAUUGGCUCAAAGGUGGACAUGGAUUCAGGAGAGACUUUAGAACACCUGCAGUUCACCACAUCCAGCGGGGCUCAGUAUUUACUGCUACACACAGAUGCGGGUCUGUAUGCGGUGGGUUUGUGGCGUUUAGCUGAGAAAGCUGGUCUGAAGUCGAGUCUAAAGAAAGAAGACAGCUGGGAGAAAAGAGCCAAACCGGCUGGACUGAUCCCACUAUACGAGUUGGGGUCUCUGCGGAGAGUUUUAUUGGUAAAGGGUUCAGGAGACUCCUCCCCCUCAGUGCUGCUCUGCACGCCCACCAGUGUGCAGCUACUCAACACGCACACACUCAGCAUCAGCUGGACCACUAACACCAGCAUGCUGCUCAGUACUCCAUCAUUUGGGCAUUAUAAUACUGAUGGAGUUCCUGAUGUCGUGCUGGAGGAGGACCAGGGCAAUACAACCAAGAGAGUGGUGAUUCUGGAUGGUAAGACGGGUCGGGUGUUGUGGUCGGCGAGUUUACUGUUCUGGCUUCAGAGCCCCAGACCAACGUCCGUCCUCACACUCAACUCCUACUCUGUGUUCAUGCUGUGGGGAGAGAGACUCUCACACAGCAACAAGACCAGCUUUGCUGCAGAAGAGCAUUCCACCUUCCUGCUGCACCCAAACCACCCUCAGGUGCUGUUAGAGAGAAGAAAUCCCACCCAGAACAUAAUGUCCUUCAAAGCGGUUCUGCUGGAGCGUGGUCGUCACGCCUGUUACCUGGUCCUCAGUGGAGCCGACGGCACGCAGGUGGACGAUGCGGUACUCAGUGGGGCGGAGCCUGUGGUUUUGACGAAGCGCAAGAUAAAGGACGACGUGCUGGAGAGCAGCGUUCUGGGAGUGGGCGGGGACGAGGGCGUGGCCGUCUCCAGAGACCAGGAGGAGUCUGUGAGGGAGGCGUUUCAUAGGCUAAGGUUCAGCGACGAGAAGUAACUCCUACAGCAGCAGCGCUAACGUUAUUAAAGCGAAAGUUCGGUUAAAAAUCAGACGUUAAGCGAUCUCUCUCUCCCUCUCUCUCCCUCUCUCUCACACCAAAUAAAGUUCAGCAUCUUCAGCUUUACAGUAAAGCUGUAAAGCUAAUGUGGCUAAUAUGUAAUCAAAGCUUAUGUUAGCAUUAAACUGUGUACUUAAGUCAUUAUACACACUCCCACUUCAGAGAAGCUUUAAUAAGUUACAUUCAUAUUCAAUACAGCUUCUUUCUUUCUUUUUGUAGAAUCAUGUAUAGAAUUCUCCAUUCCACCUUAAAUGGUACAACAGUGGCACCCGGAUCUUAACCAAUGCAGCAUCUAAGGUGGAAUAUGAAAUCUCAAAACGAAGCAGGUGAAUUGGAUAAUCUUUGAGUCUCAGAUCUGUUAUUAAAUCAGACUGAUUAUGGAUUUGCCUGUCUGAACAUCACAAUCACAUCUGAUGUCAGUCGAUAUCAAUCAUAUCAAUCGAUCUGAACGUCCAGACUGAGACGAUCUGUGCAAAUUUGAUUAUCACAUUUUUAACCACCUUUAAAUGCGCUUUGGAUCUGAGUUGCAAAUAUUGUAAUUAUUUAAUAUUUAAAGUCAUAUUUGGCUUUAGGGCUGCAAUUAAUAAAUAUUUCUCAGAUUAGUGAAUCGCAUCUCUGUAAAUGAAUAUCACCCUGUUGUGAAUUUGGGGUUUAAAUGCUAUUUAAAUGCAAAGUCGAAGCAAAAUGUUUAUAAUCUCUUUGUCGAUUAUGCAGAUUAAUUGUUGCAGCCCUGUUCAAUAGCCUUACAUAUAUGGACCUAAGCAUGCAGUUUAAUGCUUAUAAAAAUUACAUAUACAGCUCCGGGGAAAAAAUAAGAGAGUUCUUAAAAAUGAUGAGUUUCUUUGAUUUUACCAAAUUAAAAACCUCUGGAAUAUAAUCAAGAGGAAGAUGGAUGAUCACAAGCCAUCAAACCACCAAACUGAACUGCUUGAAUUUCUGCACCAGGAGUAAAGCAGCAUAAAUUUAUCUAAAAGCAGUGUGUAAGACUGGUGGAGGAGAACA